Merops nubicus (carmine bee-eater) is the source of this 2619-nucleotide messenger RNA. It is a transcript of the gene DTHD1, whose product is annotated as death domain containing 1. The record is from RefSeq and is a predicted model, not a curated record. NCBI's taxonomy places the organism in Eukaryota, Metazoa, Chordata, Aves, Coraciiformes, Meropidae.
AUGGAAAUGGCUGAAGGUAAGAUCAUACCUGUAGGCAAAUCAGACCAAGUCCUGGAAAAAAUCUGGCACCUAAACUUGCUAGGAAGAGAUGUGCUUCUGAAAAGUGAUCUGGAUAAUGAAGGUAUAGUGGAGUAUAUGCUUAGAUUGAUAUCUUUAACAAAAGAGCUGAACAAAUAUCUCAGCCAGCAGCUGGAGAAUGUUACAGAAAGUAUUCAAGACACCUGCCAAUUGCUGAGUGCUCUCUAUGACAAACACAAGGAAUUGACUGCAAGUCCAGAGUACAAUGGAAUUGUAGACUGUCUGCAGAAAGUGAAGGAUUAUUUGAUAAAUACAGUCUCACACCUUCAAGAGGCAGAAAAUACACUCUGCACUGCUAGCUGCAGACAAGAUGAUGGUUCUCAGAUCCAGACUGCUCAAAAUGCUUCUAAAGAAACAUCUGUGUAUUGUUCUGAAGGAGACUCAUUAGAGCCUGAGCAAGCAUCUUCUAGUGUCAGACAGCAAUCUCAAAGAACUCCUUCCCUGAACAAGAUGGAAAGUCAGAAUAUUGAACAAAUCCAGCCAAGGGAGAUUAAAACUGUGGAAAGAACCAUUGUUGCGUCAUUAGCUGAAAACAUAUCUGCUCAGGAACAGGACAUUAGCAGAGAACUGUCAAUGAAAAAGCGAGAUGGUGAACACAGACUACUACUGAAUACUAGUACAGAGAAAAAAGAUUACAAUGGAAGGGAUAAUCCUCAUGGAGGUAGCUCUGUUACUGAAAAGUCUCCAGAACUGGCUUUCGCAGAUGAUGUUAUGAGCAGUGAGGAAGGCAUUCUACCUGGGACAUGGAAAGAUUUUUAUGGCAGAAUUAUCCCAAAACCUUUUGAACAGGAAAACAAGGCAUCAGUCAAAGAACAUUCAAAAGGGGUAGAAAGUGAAGAGCAUAGACUCACGGAGCAAACUGAAGACAGUGAAAUGGAAGCAAAUCAUGAGAUAUGUAGGAAUGACCUGAUUACCUUCACAUCUUCAGCACAAAUAUCUAAUCUUCCUGCUGUGAGUCCUUCUAUGAAUGAUUCAGGAGUGCAGAAAUUUAGGCACUGGAUGAACAAAGAAUUUCUAGUGGAAGAGAGUGGUAAGAAUGAAAGGCAAGUAGCUUGUUUUAUUAAAGCCCCUGCAACUGCGCUGGAGAAUCUGAAGUGUACAAUAGUCAACGACGCUAGUUCCUUGGUGGUGGAUGAUUCUGAAGAGCUAGUCAGCAAUGUUAUCUGUAUUGAAUGUUCUGAUUAUGAGAAAAUAAUCCCUUUCCCUAUCAACGUUGCGAUCCCAUUUACUUCAUGCUUCAGAGGAAAUUAUCGGGAGAUUAUGGUGAAGAUGACUGACAUGAACUUUCAAUCAAUCUAUUUAACUCCUAUUUCUUUGGAGAGGUACCAAGGAAACCAUAAGGAAACCUUUGCAGAAGUGAAAAUUUACCAGCUGGGUGUAUUUUCUGUGUUGUCAUGCUUUAAGAAAGAAACAUUUACUGUUCCGGAGGUAGGACUUUCACAAAUGCUGAGUGUGGAUUCUAGAAUCUCUUUCUGCUACCAUCCAGAAACAUUCAGCUCCCCAGCACCCAUGCAGUUAAAGGUUCAGCCAAUUGAACCAUCGUUGAUUUUGACACUGAAAGCAAGACACGAUAUGUAUCACUCAGUAGUAUCUACUAGUGCACUGGUUUAUGUUCAGCAUCCUUCAGCCCAGCCAUUUAACAGCUCAGUCACUAUUACACUACCCUGUCCUCCAAACCCAGAAAAAAAAAGGCAAGUAGAUGGAACAGAACAUGUGAGAGCCAUUAGUGCUACAGUCAGGAGGGUCGCUACAGCAUAUCAUCCUAGGACUGCGAGUGCGUCUGUGAGAAAAAAUGGGGAGAACCUCAGUGAUACUUUGAAAUUACUAGGUCACAGAAACAAAGAAGAGGGGUGGAAAGUGUUUGAUGAUGUCAUUAUCCAGAAUGCGCGGAAUGGGCUUGUAUCAUUUGAACUAAAUGAGCAUUUAGAAAGAUUUGUGGUCGUUCGCCUUUCAUACCUCUUGGAAAACACAUACCUUCUCCUCUUUGCUCAGGCUCUGGAAGAAGCUCUUCACAGCACAAUGGUUAAUGUGAUACUGUAUCAGAAAAGAGAAAACCCAUAUCAAAUAGUAGUUUUGCUCUCUGCAUCUAAAGAAUUGACCCGUGAACUUCAAAAUCUCCAUGAUGAGGGCUACUUUGGUCCCCCAGAACCUACACAGCAGUUCCCAUUAAAAGAAGGAGAGCAGAUUCAUUUUAGAUUUAGAGGCAAUAUUUUUGCUUUAGAGAAUGGAGAAGAUUUCGGAAAAAUCUACAGGCUGAUUUUUCAUUCACAAAGAAAACCUAGGCUGGAGCUCAAAAUUAAAGAAGUGGAUGAAUUUGGUAACCACAGUUCACCUCAUUAUAAAGGAACAGCAGUGUUUUAUAAGAUUACCAGAGAGAUGGUAACGAAGAAAUGGGAACAACCCCUGCCAUGUGGUGAAUAUCAACACCAGUCCCCACUGUGUAAAUUAGCACUAACGUUACCAAAGGUAAGUCACACAUAGAAGUCACUGAUUGUUCUGAUCAGUCAGCAAUACAAACACCCUCAGAAUUUCUCUUAGCAG